UUGUGCGUGAACUCGGAGAAAGAUAUAACUCUUGUAUUGCGGCUAUUGCCUAUUAAACCCUAGCUUACUGAAACCACCCCAACAGAUGCAAAAAUUAACCCAAUAAAGAUGGAAAUCGCAGAAGAAAUGGAGAUAGAAGAAGAAAAUCCAAGCCCAAAGCCUAGCAAUUUGAAGCGUAUAGGUCUGAAAAACUCAAUCCAGACGAAUUUCGGAGAUGACUACGUCUUUCAAAUCGUCAACAAGCACGACUGGGCGUCGAUGGCGGUCUCGCUCUCGACGAAUGCGGUGAAGUUGUACUCGCCGCUUGCCGGACAGUACCUUGGGGAGUGCAAAGGUCAUUCUUCAACCAUCAAUCAGAUUUCGUUUGCGGGGUCGUCGGCUCCGCAUGUGUUGUACUCUUGCUCGUCCGAUUGUACCAUUCGAGCUUGGGAUUCAAGGUCUUUCCAACAGGUGUCUUGCAUAAAUACAGGGCCUUCACAAGAGGUUUUCAGCUUCUCUUUUGGUGGGCCCGGUGAUAAUCUUCUUGCAGCAGGAUGUAAGUCUCAGAUACUAUUUUGGGAUUGGAGGACAAUGAAGCAGACAGCAUGCUUGGAAGAAUCUCACAUGGAGGAUGUUACACAGGUUCACUUUGUUCCUGGUCAUUCAAACAAGCUUGUUUCUGCUUCGGUUGAUGGAUUAAUGUGUCUGUUUGAUACCAGCGGAGAUAUUAAUGAUGACGAUCAUUUAAUAUCAGUGUACAAUGUAGGAACCUCAAUCGGAAAAGUGGGAUUUUUUGGAAAGGCAAAUCAGAAGUUGUGGUGCUUGACACAUAUUGAAACCUUGAGUGUUUGGGAUUGGAAUAACGCGACAGCUGCUGAAGCUACCUUUGAAGAUGCUCGAGGUUUGGCGUCCGACAGCUGGACUUUAGAUCAUGUUGAUUAUUUUGUGGACUGUCAUUAUUCGACCGAGGAGGAUCGUUUAUGGGUUAUUGGAGGCACGAAUGGUGGCACGUUUGGAUAUUUUCCGGUCAGCUAUGGAAGUGCAAAGACAAUUGGUUCUCCAGAGGCGGUUUUUCAUGGUGGCCAUACUGGUAUUUUAAGGACUGUGUUGCCUAUGUCGAGCAUAAUUGGCCGGAAGUCUAAGAACAAUGGUAUCUUUGGAUGGUCGGGCGGUGAAGAUGGCCGAAUAUGUUGCUGGUUAUCAGACGACACAGGAGAGACCAACUGUUCGUGGGUUUCGAGUGCUUUGGUUGAAAAAUCAUCGAAAACAAAGAGGAAAAUGAGGCAUAGUCCCUACUCCAGAGCUUGAUUGACUACAUAAUUCAUAGGAAUGUUAUUACAGUGUAAUUCCGUUUUAUUUUAUUUUUCCCCUUGAGGAAUUACAGACUUUUGCCGUUAACGUAUGGGAAGCUCAAGGUUUUGUCUAAAAUUUUUAUUUUUGUGUUCGGUUUUUCUACUACCAAAUUUUGUUUGUGUUUUUGGCUUUUAGGCUACCAUUGAAUAGUCUUUAUUAUAAAUUUAGUGUAUUAGCUGAUUGAUUCAGUUGUUUCUAGAUGUUCUUUAUUUUGUAAAUACUUGUGUUUACUAAUAUAGAGUUUGUCG
Molecule: messenger RNA, 1580 nt
Organism: Striga asiatica
Lineage: Eukaryota; Viridiplantae; Streptophyta; Magnoliopsida; Lamiales; Orobanchaceae
Source: the annotation of a GenBank genome assembly